UGCGUGCCAAAAUAAAGAACUGCACAAGGGGAAGGUAUAGCUCACUGUGGGAUGGUAUACAGUUACAUUUGAUAAUCCGUUGAUGAAUAACCGUUGGACUGUGUGUACUUCGGCUAUAUUUGUCCAAUAGAUUUUGUAAAAAUUCCUUCAUCGGCUAAUCCAACAGCCUGCUGUCUCCCCUCUCGCUUCAUUUUUUACGUGUUGGCGCACGUACAGACAUAAUCUGAAUAAGGGGGAAAAUUCCUGUCUUUUAUCAAAGCAUACGGAUAUUACACAGUUCCAUCCAUGGACCUUGUGCACACUGCAUGCUUACGAAUAUUAGUUAGUGAACGACGUUUAGUCUAAUAACCUUUAGAAAGCAGUUUCCAUCGGACAGAUUGACCGCCUAACUCUUUACUUUCCAGUUUUAAUGAGUGGGAUGGACAUUGGAGAGCCGGAGAAGAAUGGCCUAAAAUGUCAGAAAGAUUGAAUCUCCGUGCAAGCUCCGGAAGAGAUCAAAGACUGGUCAGAGCCAGGAAGUUGUCAUAACGACUCGCAUGACCAAACCAGCGAGAGGAGAAGUGUCGCUGGAUAAUUUCACCCAGUCAUCAAAUACCAAAAGGAGUCUCACGCCAGUACUUGACACAUCGGGACAGUACACGAGUUGGCUGUGUGGUUUUUGAUCAUUGUAGGUUUAAAAGCCACAGGAUUGUGAGGUCAUGGAGUUGCUCGACUCCAGUGAAGGGAUUUAUUUACCUGUUGUGAAAGCUGGUGCGAUAAAGACAGAGAGAGAAGAACUGGACUGCUCUCCAUUGGAGUGCCCGACUCAGGAAAACCUACAGGAAACCAACGAAUGGUUCGAAAGUGCAGAAGAGACUCCUGGAACCAGCCUGAGUUACAACAUCGUAAAGAUUGAGACAGAAGAACUGGGCCGUAUUAAGCGUGAGCAACACGCUGACACCCUAAUUAAGACAGAAGCUGGUGAGCAAAGCUGUGCGGAACCAGAUCAAGUUGUUGUCUGUGAGCCUGGUGAACAUGCUGCUGGUACGGUGCAGAGUGAAUCCCAUCUGUGGUUUCCCCAGGCUGCUACACAUCCGCAGAUGUACCCCACUGGGGUCCCAUAUUUCUGCACUGUGUGUAGUAAGACCUUCCGCCAUUUACAGAGCUUAAAAGAGCAUCAGAUAGUGCACACGACAGAGAAACAGCACAUCUGCACGGACUGCGGGAAGAAUUUCAAGAGAUCAAAAAGCCUGGUCAUUCAUAAGCGCAUUCACACAGGAGAGAGACCGUACAGUUGCACCGACUGUGGAAAGAGUUUUGGGCGGUUGGGAACCCUAAAGACUCACCAGAGAAUUCACACGGGAGAAAAGCCGUACUCCUGUGCAGAUUGUGGUAAAUGCUUCAAUCAACUAGAGCACUUAAAAUCACAUUAUCAAAUUCACACGGGAAGGAAGCCGUACUCUUGUACACAAUGUGGAAUGAAUUUUGGUCAUUUAGGAACCUUAAGGAAUCAUUUUCGCACGCACACAGGAGAGAAACCGUACUCUUGUGCAGAAUGCGGAAAGAGUUUUUCACAAUUGGGAACCUUGAAGACUCAUCAGCGUAUUCAUACAGGGGAGAAACCGCACUCUUGCUCAGAAUGUGGGAGGCGUUUUAAUCAGUUAGAACACUUGAGGACACACCAGAGAACGCACACAGGAGAGAAACCAUAUCCUUGCAAAGAGUGUGGCAAAUGCUUUAACCAGUUAGAGCACUUACGAACACACUUGCGAAUUCACACAGGAGAGAGACCAUACUCAUGCACAGUAUGUGGAAAGAGUUUUGGUGCCUUCGGAACUUUUAGAGACCACCAGAAAAUCCACACUGGAGAGAAACCGUAUGUUUGCACGCAGUGUGGGAAGAGUUUCAAACAGAUGGAAAGCUUAAUGCGGCAUCAGAGAAUUCACACCGGGGAGAAACCGUACACUUGUACCGACUGUGGAAAGAGGUUCAGUCAGUCGUGGAACCUGAAAAUUCAUCAGCGAAAUCACAAGAAGGAAUCCCCUGAACCCAAGAGUGCAGACAGUGUUCAGUAACUGAGUGAAUUGAUACAGUCCUCCCACUGUGAGGUCUGUCCCUUUAAGCAGAAAUGUACGUGUUACUCAUUGUUAUUGCUUAAUCAACAUUUUCUGGUACUGCAGGAGACUCAUACGUGUACGCAAAUUCAGUUGGUGUCAUUAUUUUAUCGUUUAUUUUUAAAUUAUUCUAGUAUGUGGGGCUGCUGGGUGGCUCACUCAAUAAAAGUGCUGUUUGUGGCGAAAGAGCGAGCACCACGGACUUGGAUUGUAUCUGACUCGUUCCAGAACUUUUUUAACAGUUUCUUUAAAAAAAAAAAAAAAAAGUGUUCCAGUAUUGCAAUACAAAAGGAAGUGAUGUCAUAGGGACAUCCCCAACUGCUCACCCAUUGGCUCACUCACAGUUAGAGCCCAGACAGGGCUCUAAUUAAGCAAAGCCCUGUGUCUCCAGUGUGCUUAUCUUCAGGAAGAAGAACAGCCUGUCACAGUUUUACCUCAGGGGCUUCGAUCUCUGGACCUGAAGGUGACCUGGUUUCCAUGAAUUUUUGUGAUCUUUAGUUAGACAGUUGGGUCAAAGACUUUUGUAUGGUUGGGAACAAAAUUGACCCUUGCUUUAAAAAAUUAUGACAUAGAGGUGCUCAUGAAACCAUACUGGUGUUCUGUGACAGAUGUGGUUUCUCCAGUCUUACCAGACACUAGAUACCCAUGAGGAACCAUUUACUAAUGGAGCUGCUGUUUUUACCAAAAAAAACGAACACUUUUUUCAAAAUCAACUACAGUCAUGAAAUGGACGCUGCCACCACGAGAAACAAGAAAUGGCGAAUGACCCGGUCUGUGACCAGGCUUAUGCUGUCUGUUCAAAUCUGUGUGUUAUUCGAGUGAGUCUACAGGUGUGUGUACCAUGUGACCACACCCUCACAGCUGUUGAUCCAAAGGCCUGAUGGAAUUUAAAUUAAGUGAGCAGGCUUAUCAUGCGGUUGAAAUUUGGCAGAAUGGCCGCACAGUGUAACAUCUAGUCUAUUUUCCAGUUAUGAAUUGUGGGAAUGUACAUUAAGAUGAUGGAGAAGAAUGGCCUAAAGCAUUAGCCCCCAUAUAACGUUUUUUCUGCCGUUAUCUACCCAGAUAAUGCAGACAGCGAGGAAAAAGAUGUAUUUGUGUUGUUCUCAAGAUUACUAUAACGUAAACACGAUGUGUAAAUAUUAAAAUAUGCCCAAACCAUAUUACUCUCAAGCGUGUUUUCCUCCGUGUAAUGUGUUUUAACGUUGUAUUCCAGAGAUGGCAAAUGCCGGCUACGAGCAUUCAGAACACACUGUGUGAGUGUCCGUGGUGAAUAGAACAGGACAACAGGACUCCUGCAGGCAUUUAGGACCAGUCCACUGUCCACAUCAUCACUCUGAUUGAAUGUCUUUCUUAUGUCAGGGAAAGAUAAUCAAAGCUUUUUACCCAGGCAUUGGGAACAGUGAAGCUUCUUUGUGAGGGUUUUAACGAUAUUUAAUGUUGCUGUCUGGUGCAAAUCUGACAGCUAUGAAAACAUGGCCUUAGCCUAUUCCACUUGUCUAGUCAGUCUCUGUGACAGCUUUGGGAUUUUUACCUCUGUAACUUUCCACAACUUGUACAAGACUAACAAUCUUUUCCAGGUACAUGCAAUCUACAAUAGAGGUGUAGCUUAAAAUUAUAAAUAGAAUCCUGUAAAUAGAAUUUGCCCUUGUACAAACAGGAGAGUAUAUUCAUUAAAUUCUGUUAGAAAUUUUUUUUUUUUUUUCAUUUUUUAAACUGUGAUAAUCAAUUGGCAAUAUAUUUUCCAUAUGGAAUUGUUCUUCUUUUUUUGUUGUGUGGGUCACUUUAUAAAGAUUCUUACAAACAUGAGAGUAAAAUGAAACACCAGUGUUGGUGUUGUUUUUGUGUCCUUUACAGGGUUUAAUUUUUACUUUGUUGAAAUUUCCCAACUACAUAGACUCAGCUGCCAUGCAUGCGAUGCAGUGCCUAGAUUAUGUGUAUUCAAAUAUAUAUGUAACUUAACAUGCAGCACAGGAAAUUAGACCUUAUCACUUAGAGAUUGUGAGGGACCCUGUAAAUAAAGGCUUAAUUGUCAGAUUGGUCUCUGUUUCAGAGGUUAAGUUGUACUGCUGAAGUGAAAAUGGCUGUUUUUAGUGCAAAGCAAAUGGUGAACUUGUCCUGUUUCCUCCUUUUAAAAGGGAAAUAAGUGUUCUUUGUUUCAGUCCUAAAUUCCACUCAAAAAUGCACUCCUGAGCGACAAGGUUCUUUAUCACUGUGAAUGUGUGUGAACGUCCUUGUUUUAUCCCAGUGUAAAAUGAUCAUUUAUGAUUGCCUGGUUUCACUUAUUGGUAGAAUUAUCAGGUAUCUUUCAUUUAUUUUUGUUUUCAGAGUGCUGGUACUGUUUUGCGUUCUCCUGCUUUUCCUGUAAAGUCUGUAUAUUUGCUUCUUUUUUUACCAUGUGCUGUUUCCCCUGUGUGAGUACACUAUAUCCACUUUUUCUUGUUAAUAGUGACAAAAAAGUUUUUAAUUGGUUGGCACUGUGAAUGUGCCACAGACCUGUUAACUGAAUAAAAUGUGGGUCUGUUGCAAAGUGUUUGGAUAACUUAUCUGCAUUGACUGAAGUAAAAAUGUUAUGUGCAUUUCCAAAAUGAAUGAAUGAAAGCUAGAUGGUGAUAAGAAAAAUGCCGUUUUACGUUUGAUUACUCUUUUUAUUAAGACCUGUUCUCUGAUCUGUAGAUGAGCUAUACAUUCCCCAAAUGUAUCUGCUUCAAUAAAAGCUGAAGGGUA
Anguilla rostrata (American eel) is the source of this 4817-nucleotide messenger RNA. RefSeq names its product zinc finger protein 501-like. Gene Ontology annotation, biological process: regulation of transcription by RNA polymerase II. Gene Ontology annotation, molecular function: RNA polymerase II cis-regulatory region sequence-specific DNA binding; DNA-binding transcription repressor activity, RNA polymerase II-specific. Bases 699 to 2054 code for a protein of 451 amino acids. NCBI's taxonomy places the organism in Eukaryota, Metazoa, Chordata, Actinopteri, Anguilliformes, Anguillidae. The transcript has 2 exons. Gene Ontology annotation, cellular component: nucleus; nucleoplasm. The record is from RefSeq and is a predicted model, not a curated record.